Molecule: messenger RNA, 2310 nt
Organism: Zonotrichia leucophrys gambelii
Lineage: Eukaryota; Metazoa; Chordata; Aves; Passeriformes; Passerellidae
Gene: SLC44A3
Product: solute carrier family 44 member 3
Exons: 16
Coding region: 101-2062 (653 amino acids)
Biological process (GO): transmembrane transport
Molecular function (GO): transmembrane transporter activity
Source: RefSeq, a predicted model, not a curated record
CCCCGCGGCGCUGGAGCCGAGCCCCGCCGAGCCGGCUGCGCCCCGAGCCCGCCCGCCGCCCCCGCGGAGCACGGCCCGGCACGGCCCGGAGAGGGCGGCCAUGGAGCGGCGCGGGGGCCGGCGGCAGGACUCUGGAGAUAGUGUUUCUGAGCUACCGGAAUGGAGACCAGCCGUUUACAGAAAGUGUACGGACAUUCUCUGGCUGCUCCUCUUCUGUCUUUUCUGGGCUGGUUUGAUGUUUGUAAGUGGCUAUGCUGUGGUGGCUGGUGCUGCAGAAAGACUUGUGCUUGGAUAUGACAGCUUUGGGAACAUAUGUGGUCGGAAGAACACUCCUGUAGAAGGGGCAAAUCUUUCUGGAUUGGACAUGACUAAUAAAAAGUAUGUGUUCUUUCUGAAUUCAUGCAGCCUGGAAAUACAAAGCCCCAAAAUCAGUUCACUUUCCUUGUGCGUGUCAAGUUGUCCACAACAGCAACUCAACUCUUUGGAAGAUCUACAGAGUUUUGCAAGGAAUAAUGAUUCUUUCCUUUGUGUUUACAGCCUGAAUGUUUCCAGUUACACAGUAAAUCCAAAAGCAGCUCAGCUGUGUCCCACACUGCCAGUUCCACCAAGUAAAUCCUUUCCAUUAUUUAAUCGCUGUGUUCCACAAAAUCCUGAAUGCUAUUCCAAAUAUGCAUCUGUCCUCAUAAGUAUGGUUAAUGAAAUGGAUGUUUUUCACCGAAUUCUGAGUGGAAUAUUGGCAGGAAGAGAUACUGUGAUAGGACUGAGUGUCCUUGCACUAGCCUUCUCUUUGAUACUGGUUUUAGCCUUCAGAUUCAUUCAGACCCUCUUCAUCCAUACUCUGAUUGCACUGGUUGUGUUUGGGUUGUUGUUUGUGUCAGGUGUGCUCUGGUGGCUCCAUUACGACUACAGGAAUGACCCCAGCACUGAACUGGAAACAGAAAAGGAAAAUGUCAAAUUCCUACUUGGAUAUGCCAUCUUCUCAACAAUCAUCACUGUUGUUCUGCUCUCCCUUAUAUUUGUACUAAGAAAAAGGCUUCCUUUCUCUGUUCAGCUCUUUAGAAUUGUUGGCAAAAUCAUUGGCAGAAUUCCUUUCCUCCUGUUCCAGCCACUCUGGACUUUUCUGAUUCUCAUUGUGUUCUGGGUAUUUUGGGUUGCUGUACUGCUUAGCUUAGGAACUGCAGGUACUGCACAGGCCACUUCGGGAGGACAAGUAGAAUACAGAGCUCUGUCUGGAAUUUGCUACAUGGCAUGGUAUCAUUUCGUUGGCCUUAUCUGGACUAGUGAAUUCAUUCUUGCCUGUCAGCAAAUGGUCAUUGCUGGGGCAGUGGUUACUUGUUAUUUCAACAGAAAUAAAAAUAACCCACCACCUCACCCAGUCCUGUCAUCCAUAUCAGUUCUUUUCUGCUACCAUCUAGGAACUGCUGUAAAAGGCUCAUUUCUAAUCACACUACUCAGAAUACCAAGGAUUGUUCUCUUGUACCUUUGCAAUAUCCUAAACCAAAAGAAGAAUGCAAAGCACCUGUUUGACUGCUGUUCCUGCUGGGUUUGCUUCCCAAAAAGUUGCUUAAGAUACUUUAACCAGCAUGCAUACACAACUACAGCCAUAAAUGGGACAAAUUUUUGUACAUCAGCAAAGGAUGCUGCCUGUAUUUUGGCAAGGAAUUCUGCUAAACUUGCAUCCAUUAGCUGCUUUGGAGAUUUUCUCCUAUUUUUAGGAAAGGUGUUUGUUGUGUGCUUCACUGUUUUUGGGGGAUUGAUGGCAUUUAACUACCACCGGCAGUUGCAAGCUUGGGUGGUUCCUCUAUUGCUGGUUGGAUUUUUUGCCUACCUGAUGUCCCACAGCCUUCUGUCUGUGUUUGAAGUGACAGCAGAUGCCAUGUUCCUUUGCUUUGCUAUUGAUAUGGAAACAAAUGAUGGAACUGCAGAGAAGCCAUACUUUGUGGAUCAGGAGCUGCUGACCUUUGUGAGUCAGAGUAACAAGUUAACAGAAGGGCAAAACCACAGAAACACAAGACCAUUCCAGGAUAAUGAAGAUGGGACAGAGCUCCAGCCUAUGACUUGAAUGUGAAGUACACCAGGAGGUGUGGAAGCAGAGCAGCAAUAGCACAAACAGUCAUAUCAGCAAAGGUUACCAAUAGCCCAGGACAAAGUAUUAGCUCCCUAAAUCUGUUGUAUCUUCUGCACUGGUAAAAUGACACACAAUCUGUUUGUAUCAAUAAAAUAUUUUGUGUGUCAUCACAUCUGAUUUUUAUUACUACAUUUGUUGUGAUGGUCUGAAAGUUGAUAAUAAACUCACUCUUUGUAAAUUUC